Molecule: messenger RNA, 1721 nt
Organism: Dryobates pubescens (Downy woodpecker)
Lineage: Eukaryota; Metazoa; Chordata; Aves; Piciformes; Picidae
Gene: CNIH3
Product: cornichon family AMPA receptor auxiliary protein 3
Exons: 6
Coding region: 184-666 (160 amino acids)
Biological process (GO): vesicle-mediated transport; regulation of AMPA receptor activity
Cellular component (GO): dendrite; synapse
Source: RefSeq, a predicted model, not a curated record
UCUGUCCCGGCUCGCUGCCCCUGUGUGUGGCACUCCGUUCCCAUGCCAGGGUGCUCGGGCACCUGGCCCCUUUCCCCGCUGUGAUUUCGGGGAGUCGCGCGGUAGCCCGCCGGCACUGCCACCUCUCCUCACCCCUCCACCGCCACCGGGCGGCGGCGGGGGUCGCAGAGGGCACUCCCCACCAUGGCCUUCACCUUCGCCGCCUUUUGCUACAUGCUGUCGCUGGUCCUCUGCGCCGCCCUCAUCUUCUUCGCCAUCUGGCAUAUAAUUGCCUUUGAUGAACUUCGGACAGACUUCAAAAGCCCAAUAGAUCAGUGCAACCCAGUCCACGCGAGAGAGCGGCUGAGAAACAUUGAGCGCAUUUGCUUCCUCUUGCGAAAGCUGGUGUUGCCAGAGUACUCUAUCCAUAGUCUUUUCUGCAUUAUGUUUUUGUGUGCACAAGAGUGGCUCACAUUGGGGUUAAAUAUUCCUUUGCUGUUUUACCACUUCUGGAGGUAUUUUCGUUGCCCAGCAGAUAGUUCAGAGCUAGCAUAUGAUCCACCUGCAGUCAUGAAUGCAGACACAUUGAGUUACUGUCAAAAAGAAGCCUGGUGUAAACUAGCUUUUUAUCUCCUUUCCUUCUUCUACUAUCUGUACUGCAUGAUCUACACUUUGGUGAGCUCUUAACUGAAAGAUCAUCAUUAAAGACUGAAAACAACAAAGGCUGGAAGCACAAGGAUGAGUGAUCCAAAUGAUGCAUGACUUUAAAAAGGAAAAAAAAAAUAAGAAAGAAAAAAGCAAAGAGAUGAAAAUUUUGAACCCAAGAAGUAAACAGACUAUAUGAAAGAGAGAACCAGCAGAAUACUGUGGGAGAAUGUCUUCAUUAACUGUGGUUUAUCUCCUGUUUCUCCAUGUGUUGCCAUCAAUGACUUUCAAAAACCAAACUCAACAAAACAAAAAUGCAACAAGGUGGGCCAAGUGACACAACUAUUCACCUCUCCAAGGAUAAUGCUGCUUGGUUUAGUGGAUUCAUUAUAAACUAUAGUCCCUGCUGUCUUCCAGGGGGGCAAAGUUUCUUUUGUUAAUGACAAUUCUGGACUGAAGAAGCAGAGUCCAAGACCAUCUCGCUCAAAAUGAACAGCUAUACAACCUGUUGUGACAAUGAGCACCGACUGGAGUUCAGAUAAGAUGUGUGACUGUUCUGCAGAGGGUGUUCAUGAGACACUAAUCAAAGAGGGAUGUCAGAUCUUGUGGAAUUGCUUUAGCCCUGCUGGGUUUUUUUUCCACCCAUAACCAGAAUAACAAAGGAAUCUGCAGUUACAGUGUUCUGUUUUCUAAUGAUGUGCUACUCCUGUAGGUGAACAUCAAGUGUAUUCCAGUACUUCAUUUGUGAUGCACCAAUGACAUACAGUGAUAAGUAUAAAUACAUUGGGUUUGACCUAAUCAUGCCAAGCACUUUUAAGAAUAGUGUUCCUCUGACUGAAAGAAAACCAACAAAAAAACCCAACCAACCAAACACAAAACCUGCAAAAGAUAAAAAGCUACACAUAUUAAAAGAAUAAAAGAGGGUUGUAACAUAGGUUAUUGUAUUAAUCACAAUGCUGGAUAACAAAGUACUGGAGCAGCUAAUUGUGAUCUGUAAUUCUGUUUUGCAGCUUUAUUUCUGCUGUCAAAUUUAGGCUGGAACAAAUGUCUAAAAUGGUUUUGUCUUGUAUGAGGUUUGUAUUGAAAGAUGUUCAGGU